GAGUCUGACCAUGAGUUUAGGAUCAGUUCUUGUUUAAACCACUAUGAAGACAGCAGCACUUGUUCUUGCCUUUGCUCUUGGAGUCAGCUGUGACGGAGUUCACAACCACAACCAUGCUCCCAGAGCUGGACGGCAGCAGGCUCCUCUAGACUCCUAUGGAGUGGCUGACCAGGCUAGUUACGGAGAUCUCGACGCUGCUGCAUCUGAUGCUGGAGCAGAUCCUCUGGCUAUGCUGGCUUCCUCUAUCCCCGGAGUACCUGGUGAGGAUUACCCAAUUUACGCUGAAGUCCCUGAGUCUGGAUUCACCUGUGAUGGUCAAGUUGAUGGAGGUUAUUAUGCUGACCCCGAGGCUGAAUGCCAGGUGUUCCAUAUCUGCACUGCUGACGGUCAGGGUGGUCUCGGCAAGUACAGUUUCCUCUGCCCUAAUGGAACCAUCUUCAACCAGAACUACUUCAUCUGCGAUUGGUGGUUCAACUUCGACUGCUCCGAAGCUGAAGGUCUGUUCUCCAAGAACGACGAGAUCGCUGCUGAGCGAGCUGCUCUUGAUGCUUCUGCUUCAGAUGCCCAAGCUGAUUAUGCUGCUCCUCCUGUCGCUGCUGCUUUUGACGCUCCCGCUGAGUAUUCAGCUCCCCGAGAGGGUCGCCAGAAGUCCGGAAGAGCUGGAAGAAGACAGCAGGGUUAAACCCAACCCGGAGAAAUUCCCAGCCAUAAUCUUAUCUCCUAACCCUAUUCUAGUCCUGUUACCACGUCCCUCAUCCCCAUAGAUCCUAUUCUAGUCAAAUCCCUUAUCUUAGACCAAUCCCCCUACCCCCUCCUCCUAUCAUUGAUCCCUCCC
Eurytemora carolleeae is the source of this 835-nucleotide messenger RNA. RefSeq lists its product as uncharacterized. Gene Ontology annotation, cellular component: extracellular region. Bases 44 to 682 code for a protein of 212 amino acids. Gene Ontology annotation, molecular function: chitin binding. The transcript is spliced from 2 exons. The record is from RefSeq and is a predicted model, not a curated record. NCBI's taxonomy places the organism in Eukaryota, Metazoa, Arthropoda, Copepoda, Calanoida, Temoridae.